AUGAUUUAUUGUGGUGAAGGAGAAAUAGGUGAUAAUCACCAAAAAUUUAUCUUCAUAUUUGAUGCAGGAUCAUCCAAUCUAUGGGUACCGAGCAAAAAAUAUACCAGUAUUGGACGUAGAGACAAACAUUUGUACGAAUCAAGUAAAUCAAAUUCAUAUGAAAAAGAUGGUACGAAAGAAUCAAUAACAUACGGUUCAGGAACUGUCGAAGGAUUUUUCAAUAAAGAUUUAGUUACCCUUUGUAAACCUUCCGUACCCUAUAAAUUUAUAGAUCUAACAGACAAAGACAACUUAUAUCCUGUAUACAAUGAAGUAACAGUCGAUGGUAUAUUAGGUAUGGGAUUGAAAGGUAUAUCUGUAGGUUCUAUUGAUCCCAUUGCCCUUGAGUUAAAAAAUCAGAACAAAAUAGAUAAAGCCCUUUUCUCCUUUUAUUUAUCUGUCCAAGACAAACAAGCACAUUAUUUAACUAUAGAAGGAGCAUAA
This is a messenger RNA of Plasmodium malariae, 483 nucleotides long. RefSeq names its product plasmepsin, putative, fragment. Gene Ontology annotation, molecular function: aspartic-type endopeptidase activity. The transcript has a single exon. The coding region runs from base 1 to 483 and encodes 160 amino acids. The record is from RefSeq and is a predicted model, not a curated record. Lineage: Eukaryota; Apicomplexa; Aconoidasida; Haemosporida; Plasmodiidae. Gene Ontology annotation, biological process: proteolysis.